Messenger RNA from Bubalus bubalis (water buffalo), 2147 nucleotides. It is a transcript of the gene ITM2C, whose product is annotated as integral membrane protein 2C. Gene Ontology annotation, cellular component: Golgi apparatus; extracellular exosome; plasma membrane. The transcript is spliced from 6 exons. NCBI's taxonomy places the organism in Eukaryota, Metazoa, Chordata, Mammalia, Artiodactyla, Bovidae. The record is from RefSeq and is a predicted model, not a curated record. Bases 116 to 931 code for a protein of 271 amino acids. Gene Ontology annotation, biological process: negative regulation of amyloid precursor protein biosynthetic process. Gene Ontology annotation, molecular function: amyloid-beta binding.
AGAGAUCCAAACUUCCGGUGCCUGCGGAGAGCUGAGCGGCGGUGCUACAGAGGCUGCACCGAGUGGCUUUUGCUCGGGCGGAGGCUGCAAGGCGGACGCUCGGGCCGGCGCAGCCAUGGUGAAGAUAAGCUUCCAGCCGGCGGUGGCCGGCAUCAAGGGCGACAAGGCCGACAAGGCUUCGGCCUCGGCCUCGGCCUCGGCCCCAGCGCCCACCCCGGCCGCUGAGAUCCUGCUGACGCCGGCUCGGGAAGAGCGGCCCCCCUACCACCGCUACAAGAAAGGGGGCUCCGUGGGCGGCGUGUGCUACCUGUCGAUGGGCAUGGUUGUGCUGCUCAUGGGCCUGGUGUUCGCCUCUGUCUACAUCUACAGAUACUUCUUCCUGGCUCAGCUGGCCCGAGACAACUUCUUCCACUGUGGCGUCCUCUACGAAGACUCCCUGUCCUCCCAGGUCCACACUCACAUGGAGCUGGAGGAGGACGUGAAGAUCUACCUCGAGGAGAACUACGAGCGCAUCAAUGUGCCCGUGCCCCAGUUUGGGGGCGGUGACCCUGCAGACAUCAUCCACGACUUUCAGCGGGGUCUCACCGCUUAUCAUGACAUCUCCCUGGACAAGUGCUACGUCAUCGAGCUCAACACCACCAUCGUACUGCCCCCCCGCAACUUCUGGGAGCUCCUCAUGAAUGUGAAGAGGGGGACCUACCUCCCUCAGACGUACAUCAUCCAGGAGGAGAUGGUGGUCACGGAGCACGUCAGCGACAAGGAGGCCCUGGGCUCCUUCAUCUACCACCUGUGCAGCGGGAAGGACACCUACCGCCUGCGGCGCCGGGCCACCCGGAGGCGGAUCAACAAACGAGAGGCCAAGAACUGCAACGCCAUCCGCCACUUUGAGAACACCUUCGUGGUGGAGACGCUCAUCUGCCGGGUGGUGUGAAGCCCCGCCCCCGCCCUCCAGGCCCCGCCCCCGCCCUCCAGGCCCCGCCCCAUCUUCCAGGCCCCGCCCCCACCCUCUUCCGUUUUCUCUUCCGGCCACUCUCUGGCUCUCCUUAUCCUGCUUAGCUUGUACUUUGGACGCCUUCCCCGUAGAUGUGAUGUUUCUCUCCCCGUUUCUCUCCAGCCCUGCCCGCCUCCUUGUACCAGAGCUGUGACCUCUCAAGGCCUCCCCCUCUGCUGACCUCUCGGGUGUGGGGGAGGGAGGGGACGCCCCAAGAUGGUUUCUGUGACCAGCAUCUUGAGGUCAGGUGCCUGGGGCCCUGGCCCACAGCGGCACUGGUGGCCCAAGGGGAAGGACAGGACGGAAGGAACCAGGCAUGUGGGGGUUCUGGCGAAGGGAUGGGGUCAGGGGAAGGGGUGUGGAGUGGGGUUCAAGAACAUCUGCACAGCUGGGAAGGGCCUAAAAGGCCUUUUGCUUGCUCUGCACGCAUCCCCUACUUUCCAGCUCUCAGACCUGAACUGAGGAUGGAGGGAACGUGCCCAAGAAUGGACCCCGCCCCCCCCCUCCUCCCAGAGCACAAGGGAAGGUGGCUGUCCUGGGGCUGUCCCCAGGACUCUAGUCAGUGCCUUCGGCCCACCUGUGGGAGCCUGGAGUUUGGGGUGGGGGGUUCAGAUAAGUCCGUCAAGCACAAUCAAUCUCCGGGUGGAACCAAAGAAGGAAGGAGCCAGGGCUGGGGGCGCUGGCCCCCCAGGAGCACAUGUGGGGUCCCCACCAGCCACAGCCACAGAGCAACAGGGUGGGGGUGUCUUCUCCUGUCCAGGGGCGACCCUGCCAGCUGAGCACUGAGCAGGGAUGCUCAAUCCUUCAGAGAGAGGGGGGCUCCCUGCUGUCCCCGGGGUAGAGCUCUUGUAGGAAGCCAUGGGUGGGUGGGGGGAGGGGAGGGAGAGCCAGCUGGUACUUGGGAACCCUGCCUCCUCUCUGGAAUUCCAGUCCCCUCUGGGGGAAUGCAGCGUUUCCUUUUCCUUCUCACUUUUGCAUGUUUUUACUGAUCGUUCGAUAUGCUAACCGUUCUCAGCCCUGAAGAGAAGGGCUCCGACACCUCCAGUCAGACUUUGGUGCUCUCUGGAGAUGAAACUCUUGAAGUGCUUUGUAUAUUUUCUCAAUUAGAUCUCUUUUCAGGAGUGUCCGUAGAACAAUAAACAUCUUUGACUUCUGA